AUGUGGCCGGCAGGAAAUGACCAUUUCUGUGAAAAUGUCUGUGCAUAUGCUAAGCUGUUAGAAGAACUAGACGAAAUCGUGAAGAAAAUGGUGUUUGACAGCUAUGGUUUGGACAAGCACAAAUAUGAGUCGCUCCUUGAAUCAACCAAUUACGCUUUUCGGAGCUACAAAUACAGGAUACCUGAGAUGGAUGAGAGCAAUGUGGGAGUGAAUUCUCACACAGACUCAACCUUUAUAACCAUACUGCAUCAGAAGGUAGCUGGCUUGGAAAUUAAAUUGAAAGAUGGAGAAUGGUUUCGGCUUGAUGCCUCACCUUUGUUUUGUGUCAUGGCUGGUGAUGCAUUUAUGGUAUGGAGUAGUGAAAGGAUACGCCCUUGUGAACAUCGUGUGAUUUUAGAAUCGAAGAUAACAAGAUACUCUUUGGGACUACUUUCAUACAGUAAUAAGAUGGUGCAAACUUUAGAGGAUCUGGUGGAUGAGGAACAUCCCAUACGCUAUAAGCCAUUCGACCACUAUGCAUACGUUGCUUUCCGUUUCACAGAAGGAGGAGUCAAAUUUACAAGUCGAAUCAAAGCAUUUUGUGGCAUUUAA
Messenger RNA from Abrus precatorius (Indian licorice), 591 nucleotides. Its product is annotated as probable 2-oxoglutarate-dependent dioxygenase AOP1. Bases 1 to 591 code for a protein of 196 amino acids. The record is from RefSeq and is a predicted model, not a curated record. Gene Ontology annotation, molecular function: dioxygenase activity. NCBI's taxonomy places the organism in Eukaryota, Viridiplantae, Streptophyta, Magnoliopsida, Fabales, Fabaceae. The transcript is spliced from 3 exons.